CUAGGCUAGGCCAGCCAGGAUCAAAAAAUAUCGAGCCUGAGCCUAUCCUGAUUUCAAUUUGGGCUUAAACAUUGGGGCUGGCCUGGCUGUUGCCCCUUAAACUGCAGCCCGGGCCUUACAAAAACCCUAGGCUGGUUUUUUUCUCAGGUCUAAAGUUUAUGAGCAGGAUGGACACCCUGAUGAAUCAAAUGGGAAGUGGAAAAAGGGGGCCUCACUGAUAUGUUCCUAUUAUCUGUUAAUUCAUCUUUCUAGAUCUGUCAUUGGAUCGUGACAUCUUUAGAUAUGUCACUGAAUGAUCUGAUAAGGCGCAGUAAUGGUGAGAGAGGGAGAGGCCGAGGCCAAGGGAGGGGCCGCGGUUGGGGCCUGGGACGUGGUGGCACCUUUCGUGGAAGGUCAUCGGGGAUGCUAAGCCGAGGGCCUCUUGGAGUUAAUAUUCGGCCAUCUCCAUACACAGUUGCCAAGUCCUUCAGCAAAGCAAAAGAUAUGAUACGGAGACAUGAUCUAUUUGAUGAUAGCAUGGUAGCUGCUGGGCUUUCAGGGAUUGAAAUGGGUACAAAACUGUACAUUUCAAACCUGGAUUAUGGGGUGUCAAAUGAAGAUAUGAAGGAGCUGUUUUCAGAGGUUGGUGAGCUUAAGCGGUGUGCUGUUCAUUAUGACAGAAAUGGUCGUCCAACUGGGUCAGCAGAAGUGGUGUUUACAAGAAGAAGUGAUGCCUUGGCUGCAUUAAAACGAUAUAACAAUGUUCAGUUGGAUGGUAAAGCUAUGAAAAUAGAAGUGAUUGGAACUAAUCUAGGCUUGCCUAUCACUCCUCGAGUAAAUGUAGUUGGGGGUGCAACUGGGAGACAGAAGAGGACAGUUGUCAUGACGUCUUAUCCACUUUGUUUCCCUUUAGUUCCCAAUAUUCUGAACCUCACAACAUAUUCAACCUUAAUGACUGUACUAUUGUCACAGAACUCUGUGCCAGGAGCUGGUCUAGGUAGCUCAGGUUCAUUUAAUCGUACUUCAGGGUGGAACCGGGGAGGAUUUCAUCAAGGAAUCCGUGGCCAUGGCCGUGGCCGUGGCCGUGGUCGUGGUCGUGGCCGUGGCCGUGGCCGCGGUCGUGGGAAGAAACAAAUUGUUGAAAAGUCAGCCGAUGAACUAGACAAAGAGUUGGAUGCAUAUCAUGCUGAAGCGAUGAAUACAUCUUAAUUGUGUGAUGGCUGGUUUCCUUGUAAUGGCUGUUGCCACUGUAUUGGGUUGUGGUUAUUAUUGCCAUGUGGUCCUUCUGUUACUUGGUCACAUAUAUUUUACAUCUGUUAUAUCAGAUGUAAACGUUAGGUUUCUGAGGCAUGAAGAAGUGGAGAUUGUGUUUAUGUUUUGCUGUAACCAGACCCCGUAUGUUAGAACUCUACAGGAUGUGACCCUGACCUGUAAAAGAACUGGCUUGAGCACAAUAUAACAAUGGUUUUGUAGCUUGAGGCUAGUGUUAACAUUAAAUUAUGCCGUGGAUGGAGAAUAUUUACAACCACCGGAAGGAUAUGGGUGCAUUCUUAUUUGCA
This is a messenger RNA of Elaeis guineensis (African oil palm), 1538 nucleotides long. RefSeq names its product THO complex subunit 4C. Gene Ontology annotation, molecular function: mRNA binding. The record is from RefSeq and is a predicted model, not a curated record. Gene Ontology annotation, biological process: mRNA export from nucleus. Gene Ontology annotation, cellular component: nucleus. NCBI's taxonomy places the organism in Eukaryota, Viridiplantae, Streptophyta, Magnoliopsida, Arecales, Arecaceae.